Molecule: messenger RNA, 933 nt
Organism: Cynocephalus volans (Philippine flying lemur)
Lineage: Eukaryota; Metazoa; Chordata; Mammalia; Dermoptera; Cynocephalidae
Product: PI-PLC X domain-containing protein 1-like
Exons: 5
Coding region: 1-933 (310 amino acids)
Biological process (GO): lipid metabolic process
Molecular function (GO): phosphoric diester hydrolase activity
Source: RefSeq, a predicted model, not a curated record
AUGGGCGGCCAGGUGAGCGCUGCCAGCAGCUUCCCGAGCCUGCGCUGUGGGAACGCCAACGCGGACUGGAUGACGGGGCUGUGCCCCCAGCUGUGGGACGUGCCCCUCCACCACCUCUCCUUCCCAGGUGGGAUGCUUUCUGUGGUGCUGCGCAUGUGGCCCUCCAGCUACGAGGGGGCCGAGCUUCUUCUCAGCAGAGCCUGCCUUUGUGCCUGGGCAUCUCCUGCUGUCUGCGACCCAUUCACGAGGCACUACAGCUCACAGGCUCAGCUGGGGGACAUUCUGUUCUCUGGAUCUGCCCAGCACCCCCACUGUGGGAAGGGCCAGUGCACACCUCAAGGAAGAAAGGUCCUGUCAAGUACCCUGAACAGUGAGGCUCUGGGAUCCUCAAUGCUCUGUAAACAAGGAAGCGGGCUAUUCGCUCACCUCCUGGCCAACCUCAGGCCCAUCAAGGACGUGGGUCCAAGUAGCUCCAGCACCAGGUGUGGCCAGAAACUCUGUCCCUUCCAGGAGGUGCCGACACUGCGCCUGCUGUGGGCGCAGAGCCAGCAGGUGAUCAUCUUUUACGAGGACGAGGACACCGUGAGCUGGCACAGGGAGCUGUCACCGGGGGUCUGCUACUGGUGGGGCAACAAAGUGAAGGUGCAGGAGCUGAUCCGCUACCUGGAGGGCAUGAAGAGCUGCAGCCGCCCAUGCGGGUUGUUUGUGGCUGGCAUCAACCUUAUGGAGAACCUGGAAUACAUCCUGGUGCAUCCGUGUGAGUCCCUGCAGAAGAUGACGGUGCCCGAAGUGCCGUACCUGAGCACCUGGGUCCGAGCGCAGUGCCCGGGGCUGGGCUCACGGUGCACCAACGUCAUCGCGGGUGACUUCAUCGGCGCGGACAGUUUCGUCAGUGACGUCAUCAGACUCAACGAGAAGCUGCUUUGGUGCUGA